UCUCAUUUUCGGAUUAAAGAAACCCUAAAACCCGAUUCUCGCUCUCAUUUUUCCCCCCUCUCUCGCUCUCCUUUUCGGAUUCAAGAAACCCCAAAACCCGAUCUCCAUUUCGGGCGAGAUUCCAUUUCUAUCGGCUGCUCGUUUCAGAGGUUUUUGUUUCUCAGAUUUCGCAUCGGAAGGAUUGAAUAGCCACAACUGAUGGGUCUUUAUUUCAGGUGGAGCUACUCUGCUGCAUCAACCACUGCACAUUUGGAGUAGAACUAAUCCUAAAGAUAAUAACUUGGUCAUACUCAGCCCAUAUUCAACCAGUUCGUAGGUUGUACAUAUUCAGUGAUGGCACCAGGUCGGAGAUCACGUCGUUCGCGCACUGGAUCUACCCCUUCCACCCGUGAUGCGACGGAGACAGCAUCGCCAUCACAUGUUGCAUCACAGGCUUCUGAUCCCUCAGUUACGCAUACACUGGGUACUGCAUCAUCGUCGACCAGACGGAGAGGACGUGGACCCACCCGUGGGUUAGUUUUAGAGAGACUUGCGCGUGAGGGUAGGGUGAUGGUAGAGUUCCCACAGGACUGUCUUAGACCUGUUGGGGACAAUGCUAGGCUGUUUACGUCGGAGGUCGGUGUUUUAUGUCGAGCUCUGAUCCCCGCCACCACUCCCCGUUGGGCAGACGUGACAGAUGAUGUGCGGCAGCUCAUCCGUCAUCGCCUUACGGAUAAAUUUGUCUUGAAUUUGAGUGUUCCGUACAUUUCCUAUGCCGUUGACGACAUGGUCAAGGAGCGGUUCAAGGAGUACCGCAGUAACUUACACAAGCGGUACAAGCGGUGCAUAAGCCACGAGGAGGCCGUAUUGUCUAGACCGCCGCACGUGACCCCUGACGACUGGCGGAUACUCUGCGAGAGAUUUUUGUCCGAGCCUUUUCAGAAGAGGAGUAGAAUAAAUUCUGCGAACAAGGGAAAGUUAGAAGUGAACCACGUCGCUGGUUCAAAGUCAUUUGUACGAUUUCGUCACGACAUGCAAGAUUCCGUCACUGGCCAGGAGCCUGGGCCAGUAGACCUCUACAGAGGGACUCACUGUCGGCAGGCGACGGGAUCUUGGGUACAUCCUAGAGCUAGCAAGAAUUGGGCAGCGAUGGACACCAUACGCAGUCAGCCCACUCCUGAUGGUACUCAGCGGAGUGAGCCAGAUAUCAUGAGCGAGGUGCUUGGCACCCGUUCUGGAUAUGUGCGUGGGCUUGGCCAUGGUGCUAAGCUCAUGGCACCUGCUAGAGGUACCUCCAGCCGUUCUAUCGCUGGCGAGAGCGCCCUACGCCGAGCUGAUGUCUUAGAGAGAGAGGUUCAGCAUCUACGGGUCGUCGUUGACGAGAUCAGAGACCAGCUGGUGAGGCAGAGGGAGGAGCAGGAGAGGAGGAUCGAGGAGAUGCGGGUUGAGCAUGAGCGACGGAUGGAGGAGAUGCGGGUGGAGUAUGAGCGACGGAUGAAGGAGAUGUUUCAGGCUAUUGUUGCACGCUUAUCCACCGAUGCCCCACCACCACCGCCCUCAUCUGAUGCCCCAUCACCUCCGCCCUCAUCUGAUGCCCCAUCACCUUCGCCUUUAUCUUUGUGAUUUUUUGUAUUUUAUUUAUGAUUUAUUUUAUAUACGAAUGUUAAACUUGUAUAUGUACUUGUGCGUGGAUGAAUGUGAUGUGGAUAAGAUUGUUUGUGUAUGUAUUGAUGUGGUUUGUGUUUGGAUGGAUGU
This is a messenger RNA of Magnolia sinica, 1734 nucleotides long. RefSeq lists its product as uncharacterized. The transcript is spliced from 8 exons. NCBI's taxonomy places the organism in Eukaryota, Viridiplantae, Streptophyta, Magnoliopsida, Magnoliales, Magnoliaceae. Bases 334 to 1602 code for a protein of 422 amino acids. The record is from RefSeq and is a predicted model, not a curated record.